CCCCCCCCCGCGCCUUUAACUUUCUCUCUCCUAUCUUCCUCGGUCUCUCCCCUUCUCACUUCAACUAAGCCCCCGUUCCACCACCACCUCCUAUAAAUACACAACCUCGGCACAGCAGCGCUCGGCACAGCAGCGCCUCAUUUGAUAGUUUCUUUCUUCCUCCGGUGCUCAAGUGUUAGCUCCUCCAAGGAGGCCAAGAAACACGGAGUAACACAGGAUAAGGCCACAAGGGAUUCGUGAUCGGCUACCGGCAAUGGCACGGUGCUUGGUGUUCAUGCUGCUGUUCCUCAUCUCGACCGUCGGCCUGCCGGUCGAGCCGCCCGCCGAGCUGCUGCAGCUCGGCGACGUCGGGGGCGGCCGCCUCAGCGUCGACCCGUCCGACGUCCUCGAGGCGUCGCGGGACUUCGGGGGCCUCACCCGCGCCGAGCCGAUGGCCGUGUUCCACCCGCGUGGGGCCGGCGACGUCGCGGGCCUUGUCCGAGCCGCGUACGGGUCCGCUCGCGGCCUCCGCGUCUCGGCGCGGGGCCACGGCCACUCGAUCAGCGGGCAGGCGCAGGCGCCCGGCGGAGUGGUCGUGGACAUGAGCCAUGGCCCCGGCGCCGCGGCGCGGACGCGGGCAUUGCCCGUGUACUCGCCGGCGCUGGGCGGGCAGUACGUGGACGUGUGGGGCGGCGAGCUGUGGAUCGACGUGCUCAACUGGACGCUGUCGCACGGCGGGCUCGCACCGCGGUCGUGGACGGACUACCUUUACCUGUCCGUGGGCGGCACCCUCUCCAACGCCGGCAUCAGCGGGCAGGCCUUCCACCACGGCCCCCAGAUCAGCAAUGUCUACGAGCUCGACGUCGUCACAGGGAAGGGAGAGGUGGUGACCUGCUCGGAGACGACGCACCCGGACCUGUUCUUCGGCGCGCUCGGCGGGCUGGGGCAGUUCGGGAUCAUCACGCGGGCGCGCAUCGCCCUCGAGCGUGCUCCCCAAAUGGUUCGGUGGAUCCGGGCGCUCUACUCCAACUUCACCGAGUUCACGGCGGACCAGGAGCGCCUCAUCUCAGCCCGAGGCGGCCGCAGCCGGUUCGAUUACGUCGAGGGCUUCGUCGUCGCCGCCGAGGGCCUCAUCAACAACUGGAGGUCCUCCUUCUUCUCGCCGCAGAACCCGGUGAAGCUCAGCGCGCUCAAGCACCACUCCGGCGUGCUCUACUGCCUCGAGGUCACCAAGAACUACGACGACUCCACCGCCGGCUCCGUCGACCAGGAGGUGGAUGCACUGCUGAGCGAGCUGAACUUCCUCCCCGGCACGGUGUUCACGACGGACCUGCCGUACGUGGACUUCCUGGACCGCGUGCACACGGCGGAGCUGAAGCUGCGCGCCAAGGGCAUGUGGGGGGUGCCGCACCCGUGGCUGAACCUCUUCGUGCCGGCGUCCCGCAUCGCCGACUUCGACCGCGGCGUCUUCCGCGGCGUCCUCGGCAGCAGCACCGCCGCCGCCGGCGGGCCCAUCCUCAUCUACCCCAUGAACAAGCAGAAGUGGGACCCGAGGAGCUCCGUGGUGACGCCGGACGAGGAGGUGUUCUACCUGGUGGCGUUCCUGCGGUCAGCGCUGCCGGGCGCGGCCGGCACGGCGCAGAGCCUCGAGGCGCUGGAGCGGCAGAACCGGCGGAUCCUCGACUUCUGCGCGCAGGCGGGGAUCGGCGCCAAGCAGUACCUGCCCAACCACAAGGCGCAGCAUGAGUGGGCCGAGCACUUCGGCGCCCGGAGGUGGGAGCGGUUCGCGCGGCUCAAGGCCGAGUUCGACCCCCGGGCCAUCCUCGCCACGGGCCAGGGCAUCUUCCGGCCGGCCGACUCGCCGGCGCUCGUGUCCGACUCGUAACUUAAUUAAGUUGCUAGGUACAUUACUAAUUAGGUGCGUGCAGGUAGCUACAGCAGUAACCAUAACAGAAAUUAGUUGGUUGUUACGGUUAGUCUGAUCGAUGUACAAACGUGGGUGGCCUCAUGUGUAGAGAUAUGCAGAGUUGUAUUUCUCGGUGGCAUGGCUAUUAUGAUUGGUUCUGUACAGGGGAAUUAAUGAAAUGCGUCGUGUUCAUGCAACCGCAAAGCGAUUUUUUAUAAUAAAUAUCAGUGCUGCCUCUGGUUGUUGUCAA
This is a messenger RNA of Phragmites australis (common reed), 2135 nucleotides long. RefSeq names its product cytokinin dehydrogenase 5-like. Gene Ontology annotation, molecular function: FAD binding; cytokinin dehydrogenase activity. The transcript is spliced from 5 exons. The record is from RefSeq and is a predicted model, not a curated record. Lineage: Eukaryota; Viridiplantae; Streptophyta; Magnoliopsida; Poales; Poaceae. Bases 254 to 1864 code for a protein of 536 amino acids. Gene Ontology annotation, biological process: cytokinin metabolic process.